Messenger RNA from Anopheles darlingi, 441 nucleotides. RefSeq names its product histone H3.3A-like. The transcript has a single exon. The record is from RefSeq and is a predicted model, not a curated record. Gene Ontology annotation, molecular function: structural constituent of chromatin; DNA binding; protein heterodimerization activity. Bases 1 to 411 code for a protein of 136 amino acids. Lineage: Eukaryota; Metazoa; Arthropoda; Insecta; Diptera; Culicidae. Gene Ontology annotation, cellular component: nucleosome.
AUGGCCCGUACCAAGCAGACCGCUCGGAAAUCCACCGGAGGAAAGGCCCCGCGUAAGCAGCUGGCCACCAAGGCAGCCCGUAAGAGCGCACCAUCGACCGGAGGCGUAAAGAAGCCGCAUCGUUAUCGCCCGGGAACGGUGGCUCUACGUGAAAUCCGUCGUUACCAGAAGUCGACCGAGCUGCUGAUCCGCAAGCUGCCGUUCCAGCGUCUGGUUCGUGAGAUUGCGCAGGAUUUCAAGACCGAUCUGCGUUUCCAGAGCGCGGCCGUUGCUGCCCUGCAAGAAGCCAGCGAGGCCUACUUGGUGGGCCUGUUCGAGGACACGAAUUUGUGCGCGAUUCACGCCAAGCGCGUCACCAUCAUGCCCAAGGACAUUCAGCUGGCUCGCCGUAUCCGUGGAGAGCGCGCUUAAACUGUAAAUCACUGCUCCAUUAACAAAACU